UAAAAUUACAGGUCCUAUAGUCCUCUAUCAAUGAGUGGUUUUUGAUUUUGAACAUAUAGGGUUUUCAGAAUUCUCUUUAGCGAGACGAGAGUGAAACGCCAUGGCAAGGAUCAAAGUGCACGAACUGAGGCAGAAAUCAAAGACUGAGCUAUUGGCUCAGUUGAAGGAUUUGAAAGCAGAACUCGCUCUCCUCCGUGUCGCUAAAGUCACCGGCGGUGCUCCCAACAAGCUCUCUAAAAUAAAGAUGGUGAGGCUGUCUAUAGCACAGGUUUUGACUGUGAUAUCACAGAAGCAGAAAACCGCACUAAGGGAAGCAUACAAGAACAAGAAGUACUUGCCGCUGGACCUUCGUCCCAAGAAGACCAGAGCCAUCCGUAGACGUCUUACAAAGCACCAGGCAUCUUUGAAGACAGAAAGGGAGAAGAAGAAAGAGAUGUACUUUCCGUUGAGAAAGUAUGCCAUUAAGGUCUAAGUAUCCAAAUCCAACUUAGAUAGUCAUUGUGAUGUUAGAACUGGCAGAGCAAAGCCGUGUAACAUUGUUCCUCACUGGGUGGAUAUAUUUUUUUUCAUUCCUGUUAUUGCAUUAUGAAGUGAAAUUUUUUGUUUGUUUCGUUUUUUCUAAUGUUUUCCUGGUCAGAGAAGGUUCAAUUUUUAGUAGUAACGUUCAAGCCUAGUUAUC
Messenger RNA from Nicotiana attenuata, 679 nucleotides. Its product is annotated as 60S ribosomal protein L35. NCBI's taxonomy places the organism in Eukaryota, Viridiplantae, Streptophyta, Magnoliopsida, Solanales, Solanaceae. Gene Ontology annotation, biological process: maturation of LSU-rRNA from tricistronic rRNA transcript (SSU-rRNA, 5.8S rRNA, LSU-rRNA); translation. Gene Ontology annotation, molecular function: mRNA binding; structural constituent of ribosome. The record is from RefSeq and is a predicted model, not a curated record. Bases 101 to 472 code for a protein of 123 amino acids. Gene Ontology annotation, cellular component: cytosolic large ribosomal subunit; ribosome. The transcript is spliced from 4 exons.